UUCAAAACAUAGCGUGCUAUAUUUUCUGCAUGUCGAUCGUCCUCGGGUGGAAUAGGCAGACAGGCAUGGAGGGAUUUCUAUCUCUAUGUGUCUACAUCUGUCUCCUGGCGCUCAUUGGCUGCCUGGUAGACCGCGUGCUGGCGGUAUCAGAGAAAUACAACCUGUUCGAGAAAGGGCAAUGACAGAGGACGAGCGAGAUCCAUACCGGCCAGAUCUGACGAUAUGGGACCCUGCUCAUUGCCAGGAGUGGUUCAGUGGAUGGCGAGUGGUAUGCGAGUACAACAGACGGUGUCGGCCAAGGACACCCAGCUACUGUUCCGGGAGCCAGGGGUGCUAACAGGAUUCCGACCACAAGACAAAUCAUGGACUCACUAUCUAUGCAGUAUCUGUCAAGUCCACAACGAAUCGGUCAACAUUUGGUCACACCUGCUCGGGUUCUGUAUGAUUCUUUACACGAUGUACCGAUAUCUAGCCGUUGACUCAAGUUCUCACAAUUCACACUGGUUUGUUAUAUUCGCCUUCGGGCUCUGCUGCCUAAUAUAUACUGCCACCAGCUCCUUCGCUCACAUAUUCCAUUCGAAAUCGGCCCUAAUGCACUACACGUGUUUCCAGAUCGACUACUUGGGUAUUGGAUACUUCUCCCUCGGUUUUGCUAUCGUCACGUUUCAUUGCAGUUUUCACUGCCAUUACUUCUUAUUGUCAGAGUACUACUUUCUUCCGGUCAACGUCAUGUUAAGCUGGGUCGGCUUCCUGUGUUCAAGCGUUGCCAAACUGCGGUACCAUCGUCCAUAUCCGUUUCAACGUAAAAUGUGGAACCUGUGUUCCUUCGGCUCCCAAGGACUGGUCGUGUUUAGUUUGGUGAUGUUUCGGUACAAGGACUGCUGGCUGGAUGAUGCCUGCUCUUUGUCUACAUUAAACCACCACACAAGUGUCUUCAUAGUAGCCCUCGUCUCAGUUUUCUUCUUCUCUAGUCAUUUUCCAGAACGACUCUUUCCGGGAAAGUUUGAUAUUGUCGGUCAAGGUCAUCAGAUAUUCCAUGUUUUGUGCGUAGCGGGAACGUUGCUUGAGUUCAAGGCUGCAUACAUUGACAUCCAGACAUAUAGCGACAAAAUAAGGGCGGAAAAGGUUCAGCCAGACACAUCCGCCAUGUUCACAGCGAUGAUAACCUAUGGGAUUCUGUCUCUAACAACGGUAGUUCUCCUCAAUCCGUACACAAAGCGCAAAAUUCAUCAAGACCUGCAAAGCCAUGAUAAAUGCCAGUAAAAAUCCAAUGUGUUUGUGAUAAGAUGUACUGUAUAUUGUUGAAGUCAUUGAAUGUUUGUAAUUUUAGACACUGUGAGUCAUUGUAAUUAGUAAGUAAUUAGUGAUUGUGUAAUUGUAAAUAUUAGUUGUUGUAAUUACAUAUAUACUGUGUUUCAUUGUAAACUUCUAAUAUUUCUAAUUACACGUGUAUGUGUAUAUGUUUACAUACUAGAUGUUUGUUAAUGCCCAUAUAACGUAUGUCUACAAUUCUAUUCGAAUGCGAUACAAAGACAUGUACGUGUUUGUAUAUGUGUUGAUAUAUAUAAAGGCUAAACCGUGUUUGUAUGUGUUAAUAUAUACAAUAUAUAUCAUUGAGUCAUCAGCAAAACUCAAACAAAUAUUGCCAGAGCCACCGUUAUUGGCCUAUCGUAGACCAAAAACGUUAGAGAUCUGGUGGUGAACAGCAAAUUACCUUCUGCCUCUGUCCUAGAAACUGGCGCUUUUAGGCCUAAAUACAUGCAGCAAAAAAAAAACAAAAAAAACAAAAACGUGCAACUUUGUCCAUACGGAGUCUACAUAUACGUUUACAUGGAAAUUAACAACAAACUUUCUCACAUUUUACAAACACGGACAUGUACAUAAGCAAAUGUAUAUCUCCUUUCCUGCAAAAAAUGCAGAAUGCAGUAUGUUGAAGAAACCAGCACAAAGCUGAACAUCAGAAUCAACAACCACCGUUGCUCCAUCAAGCAAAACAAACCUGACUUCCCUGUGGCAAGGCAUUUCAAUUAACCUAGUCAUAGUUGGAAGGCCAUGCAGGUGGUUGCUAUUGAUCAUUACCCUACCUGGGAUUAUACUCGAUUGCCAACUUACAAACCCGCUACCCUCGAGGUUUGAACGCACGUUAAAGGCUUUGUUCGCUACUUGACCCCAUGCUGGUAUCUGACAAUUCAUCUAAUUAAUUAUUCAAUUUGUAAAUAUUUUCUUAAUUCCUGAACUAUUGUUUUUUGGAUAUCCUACAUUACAUUGCGGCUAUUCGAUACUCAAUUUGGCCGCCUCCCGUCCUCGACAAUACACUGCAUGCAACGAUACCUAAUUUGGUCGCCUCUCGUCAUCGACAAUCCGAUACUCAAAUUCAGUCGCCUCCCGCCGUCGACUUUUUCUCGACAGUCCCCAACAGUCUGUAGUGUAUCCGAUAGUGACAUUUCGGCACUCAUACAAUUUUUUUUGCACAGUCCCAAUUUUUUUCAGAUAACUUUUCUGUCAGGGACGUUGGAUAAUUUGACUGUAUACAUCAUAUUUUGAGAGUUCUUCAGACUUCAUACACCAUAUAUUUAUCCAUCAUCAUUUCAUGGACGAUAAUGCAUCAAGUAUCUAUGCAAUAUCGUCCACUUGUUCCUUUACUCUAUCCAUAUAAAAUCAUUUGGGACGAAACGUCCAUUAACACUUCGACAUUUGCACGCGCGGGAUAUUUUCAAAUGUCUUGGCCGUUGGUCACAUACAUAGCGUUCCUUCAUAGAACAUGGCUUUGUACAUGUCACGCUAGCCACCGCCUUCGGCCCACGCCAGCUAAAGGGUUCAUGGUUGUUAUUUCAACUACUCUACCAAAAACUAUCUAGUCUUACUUAGUACAGUAUGUGAUUGAAGGGGCGGAUUGCCUCGAAAAUUUGACAUUGUUCAUGUCCAAACUGUUAGAAUUACUUAUAUGCCCCAUAUUAACAUUUCAUAGUUGGAAGGACAUGCAGGUGGUUGCUAUUGACCAUUACCCUACCUGGGAUGAAACGAAGCGUCGGUCGAGGGAAAGAUAUUGGAUUAGAUCUAGUCUAGAUCUACCAACUUACAGUUCAAUUCAAUUUUUAUUAACUUUAGGCCUUACAGCCCAUCAUUAUAAAUACAUGUAUAACAAAAAAAAAAAAAAAACAAUGAA
This is a messenger RNA of Pecten maximus, 3166 nucleotides long. Its product is annotated as membrane progestin receptor beta-like. Gene Ontology annotation, molecular function: steroid binding; nuclear steroid receptor activity. The transcript has 2 exons. Bases 223 to 1263 code for a protein of 346 amino acids. The record is from RefSeq and is a predicted model, not a curated record. Gene Ontology annotation, cellular component: plasma membrane. Gene Ontology annotation, biological process: response to steroid hormone. Lineage: Eukaryota; Metazoa; Mollusca; Bivalvia; Pectinida; Pectinidae.